Kazachstania africana CBS 2517 is the source of this 1611-nucleotide messenger RNA. It is a transcript of the gene RRN5, whose product is annotated as Rrn5p. Gene Ontology annotation, cellular component: RNA polymerase I upstream activating factor complex. The record is from RefSeq and is a predicted model, not a curated record. Bases 1 to 1611 code for a protein of 536 amino acids. The transcript has a single exon. Gene Ontology annotation, molecular function: rDNA binding; RNA polymerase I general transcription initiation factor activity. NCBI's taxonomy places the organism in Eukaryota, Fungi, Ascomycota, Saccharomycetes, Saccharomycetales, Saccharomycetaceae. Gene Ontology annotation, biological process: nucleolar large rRNA transcription by RNA polymerase I; transcription initiation at RNA polymerase I promoter.
AUGACGACGAAAACCAAUCGGGCCAAAGUGGUGAGACUCAAGAAGUACACGGACAAUGACAUUAUCGUGAGGAAGUACCUGGGGCUUUUGAACAGGGAGAUCAUUGAAUUUUAUCGUGUUGAUGGUAAGAUCAACAAAGACUAUGAAAUCCGUGGAUCACGUAUUCAUUACAAGAGUAGCGUCAGGUACUUGGAGAAACAAGUGGAAACGAAUUUGGAGAGACACAAGUCGAGUUCUAUCCAGUUUGAUGAGAUGAUUUUGAAUGAUGUAAAAUUUAGACGUAGAGUGAUGUACGGUAAGAAACCAUUUGAAAUGGGGACGUAUUGGAGUGGUAAAGAGAAAAGAUUAUUUUUUCAACUGAUUUCGAGAUUCUCGAUACAUAGGCUUGAUGAUUGGUGUAUGAAACUUCCUGGUAAGAGUAAGAUGGAAAUUUUGAACUAUUAUCUUGUAUUAAAGAAGAAUUUAGUAUUUUUGAAAAACAUGCGAUACAUUGGUCUAUGGGAUAGAUCAAAAUAUCCAAUUGCAUAUGAAAUGGAUGAAAAUUAUAUUGAAUUAGAAGAUUACUUGAGUAAUAAGAUUUCUGAUAUUUUAAUUGAAGCAAGUGCACCUGAUGAAUUUCAAGAGAAUGAAGAUUCUUUGAUUUCUAUUAAACAGUGGGAGAAACGUUGGAAUCGUAUAUAUCGUAAGAGUAACGUCGUGAGACAACUUCAACAAAAUGAUAAGUUUAGACCCAUGAGUUACUAUCGAACGCCUUUAAAAAUGUCGAAUAAAACAAUGAAAAUUUUGGAAUUAGUUGUUAGACAACAUGUGCGUAAAUUACUGUGGUUUGCUGUAUUACCGAAUAUACACAAGAGAAGUAUAUCAAAGAGAGAAUUACUGGGUCUUGAACCACGGGAGGAAGGAGAAGAAACAACAGACGAUCUUGUAAUAUCAUUUUCUGAGAGUGAGAAACGAUACCCACAUGUGGUGACCGAUAGAAGCAUUGAAAAUGCCGUCACUUUGAUGAAGAAGGAAGGUCACCAUGCAUACAUGUUGGGUGAGAGUAUUCUAGAUAUGAUUACAAAAUUUGAUAUUGAAUAUAAACCAGCCGAUGGUAAAGUCUUCAAGAGAAGAGAAACCAACAAGUCGAUACUCCCAAAAUUGAUCGAGAAGACAGUAUCAUACGACAUUAUAGGCGAUCCGACAGAGACUCGUCUCGACGAUACAAGUAUGGUCCCGACCUUGGAAGACAAAUAUAACGAUGCAGAGAAACUCUACGCAAGAAAACUGGAAAAGGUCUACGAAACACGACUCAAGGGGACCAGUAUAGACCCCAACGUGGAAUUUGAAGACCCAUUUUGCGAUGACCAACUUCCCUUAUUCGAAAACAGACUAGAUAACCCUGUGGAAUUCGAAAUGAUCGAUUGGGAAACGAAUUACCUGGAGACAAGAGAUAUGGUCCAAUCAACACGACACCAAGACGCUCUUUUCAAUUUUUUUUUCCAGGGAUACGAGGACACAACUAUCUCAACCAUUGAAGACACCACCAUGGACCAACUAGCAGCAUUAGACGAGACUGACUGUCCCAUCAACAUCUCCAAAACACUCAAAAAAUGGUUCGUCAGAUCUUAA